This is a messenger RNA of Rotaria sp. Silwood2, 543 nucleotides long. The record is from the annotation of a GenBank genome assembly. Lineage: Eukaryota; Metazoa; Rotifera; Eurotatoria; Philodinida; Philodinidae.
AUGCUAAAUAGUCAAAAAACUUCAAAUGAUAAUCAACUCACAUCAUCUGACUUAAAUAAUGAUUCAUUAAAUGAUAAUUUAGAUAAUCAAAAAGAAGAAUUUUUAUCUAAUAAUAAUGACAAUGAUAAUUGUAAAAAAACAAUAAAUAGAAUUCGUAAUGGAAAAAUUCCAAAGACGGAUGAUGAUAGAAAAUUACUUGUUGGCCAAUUAUCAUCGGAUAUAACAAAAGAAGAUCGUGAAAAAUAUUUUUCCAAGUUUGGUUCAAUUGAAGAUGUUACUAUUAAAUAUGAUGUAUCCGGUGGAAGAACACGUAGUUUUGCUUUUAUUUUAUUUGAUGAUAAAGAAUCAAUACAAAAAGUUCUUAAUUUAAUGAAUCGUGAAAGAAGUGUUUGUCGUCCACUUGGUUUUGUUUCAUUUUCAUCUGAAAAAACUGCAGAAGAAGUUUUACGUCAACAAUGUCAUAUAGUCAAUGGUGCAUCCAUUGAAGUUCGAUCAACUAAACCACAUCCAUAUGAACAACAACAAUUACAAAUGCAGCAAUAA